This is a messenger RNA of Hippocampus zosterae (dwarf seahorse), 2919 nucleotides long. RefSeq names its product synaptosome associated protein 47 (gene snap47). The coding region runs from base 1019 to 2344 and encodes 441 amino acids. Gene Ontology annotation, biological process: synaptic vesicle priming; exocytosis; synaptic vesicle fusion to presynaptic active zone membrane. Lineage: Eukaryota; Metazoa; Chordata; Actinopteri; Syngnathiformes; Syngnathidae. Gene Ontology annotation, cellular component: plasma membrane; SNARE complex. The transcript is spliced from 3 exons. Gene Ontology annotation, molecular function: SNAP receptor activity; syntaxin binding. The record is from RefSeq and is a predicted model, not a curated record.
UCCGUUACCACUCAUGCUGCCAAACAACACGAACCACUUGCCUAACUACCUACAAUACUGCAGGAAUAUUUGCAAAUUAAUGUUGAAAUAUUUUAUCGAGUUUAUCUGACACGAGGGCAACGCAGUAAAUGAUUUUAAUGUUAUCUAAAACAACUGUAGCGAUUGGAUACGCACUCGACCAGUAAAUACUGCAACGCAUCAUCGGUGACGCCACAUCCGUUAUAACAAGACGCGGAAUCUAAAUCUAAUACUGGUUGUAUUUCAUUGUUUUUCACGUUGCAUGUUGAGGAACAUUUAACCCAUUCGACGGUGACACUGUCAAAUAUUGAAAUGUCUUAAAACAUUGACUUGGUAUUAGAUCAAUCGGUCUCUUGACUCGGUCAGAGGACUUUCAAAUCGGAAAAUUAUAAACUCAAUUUGGACAGCACUUGUACGUCACUUCAGAUUCCUUGACAACCUGCGACGCAAAACGACAAUUGUGUGGGAAAUGAAAUUGUUCUGAGUGCUAACAUUAUUGAGUGUUGAUUUGAUCUCAGACAUGGUAUCUCAAUGGUAAAACAGCGUCUGUAAAAGCAAACACAAGGUAGGCGGUUUUCGAGUUGGAUCAGCUACAGUAAACAUCACCAGUGACGUCACUAAGCGAUUAAAAUAUGCAGUGAAACGACACAAAGUUUUUUAUUAAUUAUGAUUUAUCUGGGAGGAAAUUAUCAAGAGAAUAUUAACUUUUUGAAACGGUCAAGGUGACUCGAAGUUGAGGUGAUCAACAAUUAAAAAUGUAGUCGGGGUCAUAUCAACGGUCUUGAACGUCGAACACAGCACACCGCAACACCGCAUUCGUGACGUCACGUCCAUGAUAAACAGGCAGCCAAAUGAGUCGAAACGUUUGGUAGUACUGUACUUCCAUGAUCAGUAUUAUUUUUAAGAAAGAGACUGGUUUCAAACAGUUUAGCUCAGUAAACGAAGCAGCGUCGUGAGCAUGUGAGCUGCAAGACCGAAAGUUCGGUCAUCAACUCUUAAAAUGAGCCUCGACGCUACCAUCCACAGCUGGCCCGGCUCCUACUACCUCACCUCGAACAAAAGGUGGGAGAACGGCAUGUUGUCCUUGAGUAGACGCGCGGUGCGUUUCGUCUCGAACCAAACCAAGGAGACCCUCGCCAGUUUCCGCCUCUCCCGCAUCAUGGAGAUGAAAAUGGAAUCGUCCAGCCUCAUCUUCAGCACCCUGACUGUGCUGGAAGAGGGCAACGUCAAGCACUGGUUUGGCUCCCUCAAGCCCAACCGGGUGGUGGUGUACAACGUGAUGGAGCAUUUCUGGAGAGAGCGCCUGCUCUCCCCCACCGGCUCCGAGGGCAGGAGUGGGGUCCCUGGCAGUGAGUCCUCCAAGGGCCGAGAGCUCAUCAACCUCGUCGCGGGAGCUCAGAGAAGACUGGAGGACACCGGGAGGGUCCUCAGCUACCAGGGGGAGCAGUUUGAUAGCAUGAUGCAAGGCCUGGAGAAGAUGGACUCGGACCUGGGAGUAGCAGAUAAACUUUUAUCAGAGCUGGAGUCUCCUUCCUGGUGGCCUUUCAGUAAACUCCCAUGGAAGAUUCAGCAGGAAGCCAAGGCGGAGGAUGCAGCUCGGGCGGCCGCCACCGCAUCCAAAGAGUCUAUCCGGAGCAAAGUGAUUACCAGCAUCCCGGCCGUGGUGUCCAAGAACGGCGACUGCGACCUGAAGCCUGGCUGCCUGCUGGUACUGCCGUCUUCAUUGGAGGUGCGCGACGCCACCUGCCAUCUGCUGCACCGUUUCGAACGCGGCGAGGUGGACGAGAUCCGCGUGCACAGCCCGUACGAGAUCACGGUGAGGCAGCGCUUCAUCGGUAGGCCCGACGUCCGCUGCCGGCUGCUGUCGGCCAAGAUGCCGGAGGCGCUAGCCGUGCUGGAGAUGCAGUACAAGAAGAAGGUGCAGUUCGCUGUAGAGUACGCCGCUUUCCGGGCCACGCCUGUUUCAUCACCUGGUGACGCAGAAGCAGCCAUUUUGCAUGACGGUUUGCUACACGGGUGCCAUGAGAUGGAGGUCCCGGCAGGGGAGCUGUCCCAGUUGCAGGUGCACGUCCUCCAGCCCGCCAUGAGCCAGGCCGAAACACAGGAGCUCAAGCAGGUGACCAGUACGUGGAACCUUUGCGGCAAAAAUCACCAUACAGUGAAACUCCUCUACAGUGAACCUCCUCAUACAACAACAUUGAAAAAAGACAUUUUUCACAACAGGGGGCUUUUCACUGUCGCAAAUUUUAUCUCAGAUGUAAACACCCACACACACACGCACAAAACGUAUGUGUGUACUCUUCAUUUUUAUUCCAAUACACCGUAGAGGAGUUUCACUGUACAACGAAACCUACAUGGGUGAAAAUACUCCCUUGUGUGAAAAAAUGUUCAUGUAUAAAAGCCAUUCCCACUUUUCUGCUCCCCGUACGACGAAAAGUCCCCCUGUUCUGUUAUACAACAUCUUUUUCUCUGCUCUUGCCGUGCAACAAGAUUCACUACAAGGAAAACAAGCCUUACGCAAAAGUCUAAUCCAGCCUCAGCAUGCCACAGCAACCUCUACUGUUUCGUUUGGAAAUGGCAACAGCAACCACUUCAUUGGUUUACACAUGCGCAGUAGUCCAGGAAGUAUUUGUUAUUGUUAGUUUCAGACACGAACGUUGCAUUGAUAAAAUGGCUACAAAACGGACCCUUGCAGACCAAGGAGUUAAGAAAAGAAAAGCAUUCACGCUUGAAGACAGGAUAAAAGUAAUAAAAAUGAAAGAUGGAGGAAGCAAAGUAACAGACAUGCAAGAAAUUGAUGUAAAUGAAAGUGAAUGCUGAUCGUAAAUUUUGCAAUUUCUUUCCCAUUUUUUUUCUUUCUACACUGGCUGUAUGAAGUGUCAAAUAAGUGUAUUCAGAAUC